AUGUCCGACCCCAUCUCUCCGUCUCCGCGUAUGUUCGAUCGCAUGCCGGCUCCGGUUGUCGACGAUGCCGUCCACGCCCCGGUGCAGGGUAUCCUGAAGAAGGUCAAGGAGCAGAUUCCUGCGAAGCCCAUUACCACGAACGCGAAGCUCGCCACGACCUCGAAGAAGCCGCGCGCCAUCCAGGUCGAGGUCAUCCCCGACAACGAGGGUGAGCCCCUCAACGUGCUUCCCUCGGACGCGCGCUCGCUUCUCGAGCCCAUCACCGUCGCGCCGCGGCCCAGCGCCCCGCCCCACGCCUUCAAUCAUAUCUUCGACUACGACGAGCCCAGCGCGUCGGGUGCGCAGACGUCAUCCUCCCAGGGCUCGAGCUCGAACAAGGCCGGCGAUAGUGCGGCAAUGAACGCGAAGGCGGCUAGCAGUGGCAAGAACGACAAGGCGAAGCAUGUGCGGUGGACGCCGAGUGUGUCGGGGACGAACGCGGGCCAGGCGGAGGGGCCCUCUGGCGCGGAUGUCCGCCCGGUGCCGGGCAAGCAGGCGCCGGGGCGCCCGCCCAUCCGCGCGCGGGCGAGCAUGCCGGCAACGGGGGCGGAGAAGCAGGGCGCGGGGCAGAAGCACGGCGACGACCUCCAGCGCAUUGCGGUAGAGGCUAUCGAGAACCUCAAGCAGACGCGGAACAAGCCGCCGUCUGCCGUCUAG
Molecule: messenger RNA, 696 nt
Organism: Schizophyllum commune H4-8
Lineage: Eukaryota; Fungi; Basidiomycota; Agaricomycetes; Agaricales; Schizophyllaceae
Exons: 1
Coding region: 1-696 (231 amino acids)
Source: RefSeq, a predicted model, not a curated record